AUGAACGGCUUUGCGCGUGAUGGUGAUUCCGAUAGGCAGGGGACGAGCAGCGGAAGACGAGCAGGCACGAGCAGCGGAAGGCCCACCACAGGCAGACCAAGAACGGCAAGGACAGGCACUGCAUCUGGUCAAAGACCUCUGACACGGGGCGUGGGCGGUCUCAACAACGCUGCGGGAGAUCAGGACGGCUACUUGGACGAGUGGGACGAGGAUGAGUAUGAGAGCGAGGACGAUGGCGACGUGUUCGCAUUCGUGCCUCGUGAGUGCAUCAAGCUCGCAUUGACCUUGCUCAGUAUCCUCAACGCAAUCGAGCAAAGCUUACAUUCGCUGCUAUUGUCCUUCGCCUUUCAGCCGACAUUGGCCAAUCAGCGCCAACCAUUCAGAUUGGCGACGCUUCAGGCGCAAGCGUGAAUGCGUCGGCUAUGCCAGAGAUGCCGCCAACGCCAAACGAUGCGUCAAGGCAGGCUAGCGAUCCUAACGCUCUCAGCAUCGCUGCUACUGAUCUUGAUCUCACUCGAAAAGCGCAAGCGUCUCAAGAAGAAGAUGAAGAAGAGACUUUCUACUUUGAUGAAGUCACUGGAGCCGUCUACGACGCGCAGGGGAAUCUGGUAGAGAUGCCGCCCGGCUUUGAUCCUGCUGCGCUGCGCGAGAAUGUGCAAGAGACUGCGCAGGGCAACGCUACCGAGUCUUCUCGCUCUGCCGAUGCUCACAUGGGCGACGACUCGGUCGCCAUAGGUAUGGUGGAGCAUGAAGCCGAGGCGAUUGGCGAGCCCGUCGGGUUGGAGGAGGUGAGGAGCGCCAUUCCUUUGCCAGGCCGAGGCAACUCCUUCGACUCUCCCAUUUACGACUCUGGCACACGUCGCGCCGCUUACCUCGCCGAUCCGCGAGUGUCGAUGGAUCGCGCAUCAUCGAAUGCUUCGAGCGUCAGCAGGGAUGUGGGCCCGGCGCUGAGUCACGCUAGGUCAGUGCACGCCCUACCUCAAAUGGAUGUACUCGACGAAGUGGACUACUUACCCACAAGUCGAGAAGGCCUAUCAUCACGGCACGGUGCUCGCGACUACGGCACGACCGCAAGCGGCGGUACGAUGGUCGACAGUCACAUCCCGGUGAGCCAAUCCCGGCGCACGAGCGGUCUGGGAACCAUUGACCCUGCCGCUGCAAACGCUUCUGCGGUCGGCCACGGCAGCAUGCGACAGCGCAACAACCGACUUAGCGUCCAUGCGGAUGCAGGUCGAAGUCCCGACAGCGAUGUCAAAUUCAAUCUGGGCACAAGCUACGACUUUGGUGACACUGAUGCCGACCUCUCGUCCAAGCUGGGGUACGAAGAGCGCCUCGGCGGCGGCGAGGGACUGGCGCAUACGUCGAACGGCAACGCCCAGAUGGGUCCCAUGGGAAUGCGUAUGGUCGAGCUUGAGAUGGAUAUGGAGGAAGAUUCGCCUUACCCAGAAGUUCGCGCCUCGGUUUCCAACAUUGACGAUCCCGACAUGCCGGCGUUCACCUUCAGGAUGUUCUUGAUCGCAAUGAUCCUUGUCACGAUUGCUUCUGCAGCUAACAUUCUUUUCAAUCUGCGCUACCCGUCGCCCGCAAUCACUCCAAUCAUCAUCCAGCUGGUGGCAUACCCAAUAGGCAAAUGUAUGGCGUAUGUGCUGCCCAUCACCGAGUGGAGAUUGCCAAGGUGGCUAGGCGGUGGCACCUUCAGCCUCAAUCCUGGCGCUUUCAACAUCAAAGAGCACGCCCUCAUCACCUUGACUGCCAACGUUGCAAUCAGCCAGGCAUACGGAUUCAACACUCUCCUAGUUUUGGACUCUGACAAGUUCUACGGCGAGCCAACCAGCAAAGGAUUUGGCAUCCUUUACAUGCUCACCAGCCAGCUGCUAGGCUUUAGUUUCUCUGGCCUUUGCAUCCCCUUCUUGGUGACGCCUGCUAGCAUGAUCUGGCCCCAGAAUCUGGUCACCGCUACUGUGCUCAAUACGCUUCAUGCCGAAGACGACGGAAUGGAUGGUAGCAUCACGCGGUUCAGAUGGUUUAGCUUCCUGUCGCUUGGCGCGUUCGUCUGGUACUUUGUGACCAAUUUCCUCUUCACGGCGCUAAACUACUUCAAUUGGGUGUGUUGGAUUGUGCCGAGUGAGUACUUUUGGAAAGGAAGCAUCUCGAGUGAGGGACCUGCAGACUAAUACCGGCCUCGCUCUCUCGCAGACAAUCACCUCAUCAACACAUUGUUUGGCACCGUCGGUGGCAUGGGCCUGUCAGUCUUGACUUUCGACUGGUCGCAGAUCAGUUACAUUGGAUCACCUCUAGUUGCACCGUGGUGGGCGGAAUGCAACAUCUUCGCUGGGUUUCUGGCUUUCUACUGGAUCGUUGCGCCUAUCCUUUACUACAAGAAUGUCUGGAACUUUGCGCACCUUCCAUUCAUCAGCGGACGCAGCUUUGACCGCUUCGCACAGCCUUACGACGUCAAGCGGGUGCUCGGCGCCGACUCGAGGCUCAACCUUGAGCAGUAUGCGCAAUACUCCGCGCUGUACCUUCCCGUCUCGCUGUUCAUGGCGUACUGGAGCGGUUUCGCUACCAACACAUCCGUCCUGGUCCACACUGCUCUCUACCACGGUGACGCCCUGUGGAAGGGAGCCCGUCAAAUCAAGACCGAAGAGGAUGACAUACACGCCAAGUUCAUGCGUCGUUAUCCUACCGUUCCGAUGUGGUGGUACUUGGCCUCUUUGGUCGUCACCUUUGGUCUCGCCAUCGUUGUCGUCGAGGUCUUCAGCACGGGUAUGCCUGUUUGGGCACUGGUACUCGCCAUCGCCGUUUCGGUGGUCUACACCUUGCCAUCUGGCUUCAUUUAUGCCAUGACUGGUACGCUACCUCUUACCAAUCUUAUUGGCGAGGUUGUGGCAGGUUAUGUCAUGCCAGGCAGGGCGAUUCCGAACAUGAUCUUCAAAGUCUACGCCGUUCAAACGAUGGCCAGCACGCUCAACUUCGUGCAAGAUCUCAAGGUCGGACACUACAUGAAGAUCAACCCGCGCUACACAUUCACCAUGCAAUUCAUUGCCGUUGCUUGGACUGCCAUUGUGCAAUGGGCUGUCAAGCAAUUCAUGUUCAGCCAAGUGGACCGAAUCUGCUCAGACGACCAACCACAGCGCUUCGAUUGCCCCAAUGCAGACGUCUUCUUCAACUCGUCGGUCAUUUGGGGCGCCAUUGGUCCUACGCACUUGUUUGGCAAAGAGUCGCUGUACGGCAGUGUUUACUGGGGCCUGUUGGUCGGAGCCAUCGUGCCCAUCCCAAUUUGGUUUUUGGCUCGGCGCUUCCCAAGAUCUAUCAUCAAAUUCAUUUCUACGCCGAUCUUUUUCAACGGCAUCGCGUUCAUUCCGCCUUGCACCGGCAUCAACUAUACCAGCUGGUUCCUCACAGGUUUCAUCUUUCAAUACGUCAUUCGCAAGUUCAACUUUAGGUGGUGGUCAAAGUACAACUUUGUCACCAGCGCAGCGAUGGACUUUGGCACUGUGACGUCGUUCAUCCUCCAAUUCUUUGUCCUCUCGCUGCCCAGGAAUGGCGAGGUGGCCCUGAACUGGUGGGGCAACUCGGUCGCCUUCAACAAUCUGGAUGGCGCUGGUACGCCCUUUAUGCCGACAGGCCCCGACGGUAUCAGACCGCCGCCUGCGGCUUCCAUGUGA
Molecule: messenger RNA, 3668 nt
Organism: Ceraceosorus bombacis
Lineage: Eukaryota; Fungi; Basidiomycota; Exobasidiomycetes; Ceraceosorales; Ceraceosoraceae
Source: the annotation of a GenBank genome assembly